UCUCGGUUCUGGGUUCUCGGUUCUCGGCAUUUGUUCUCUUUUGUUUUCCCCGGUAGUUCCAACUUAUUUACUGAUAAAAGAAAACACUAAAAGCAGCCUUGAAAAUGCAUGUACGCAUACAAUAUAGACAUUUUGGUAAUUGAUUUUCCAUGAAUCAGUUGGGUUUGUCCAGUAGGUUGGUCGUUUCCUAUCUUUCAUCCACUACUUAAUGUUAUCAGAAAGCAAUAAUUACUUCUUAUCACUACUAGCGUCAAAGCUUCGAUAGCGUUUGCUGUUUAAUAACAUUUGUGGGUCAAGUUUCCUUAGAAUGAUAUGGAUUCGUACCGACCACUAAUAAUCUAUUAAAUAAAUUGAUUUCGAGGAAUUGCCCUUAUCAAUUAAAAAUCACUUAAAGUUGCUUAUGCUACUAAAAAACCACCUUUUUUUGGGCUUUUAAAAGUGUUUUUCUUCCAUUGGGUAUUAUGUGUCAAUAUAAAUUAAAAAGCAUUUCAAUUGUUUAAAGACGACAUAAUGAUAAAUUCAUGAAUGCAGGUAAGCUAAAGAAUUGGCAAUCAAUUUUAUUUCCGUGUUUUAUUCACUUUAAAGAAAUGCCAUUGUGGUUUCCCUUUAUACCAAGAGCCCACUGUAUCUUUGAAUAUCUUAAACAUUGUAGACGUAACUUUUGUUUGAUCAACUGGUUGCGUUUUAGAUCUCAAUAUUCCAAUUCGACUUUAUUCCUCAGUUCCGAUUCAGUCAUCAAAGUGUGAAGUGUGAUAAAAAAUGAUAUCAACCAAAAUUCGGCUGCCCUGGUCCUCCAAUAAUGUGCCACUAAGUCAAUUGAUAUUGACAGUUCUCCUCUGUCUAAUUGUGUUUUUCGGCCUGGCUAAGCUCGUAUCAAUUCCACUGCGCAUCGAUGACUUCGAUAGCUUCCGACUGAACCCUGCUCAGGAUGCCCAAUUAGCAGGUCAAGGAUUUGGCAAAUCCGAGAUGAGCCCCUGAACCCAGCAAUCAUCAAUUGCGAACUGCUGUUUGUGGAGGAGAACCCAUUUCACAUGUGGGUGGGCGGGACAAACCUCAAUGUUUGCCCGACUUGCCAAGCGGAAUUGCAAUUGUAAUUGCAAAUUAAUUAAAUUUAGGCACAAACAAGUUGUCGGGCCUCCAGCGCAGUUCCAAUUCAAUGUACAAUUGCAAUUAAACGCAAUUUAACAGCAUAUUUGCUUAUCAUCGUGGCCGACUGGGAAAAUAAAACUGCAGUUUUCCAUGCAUUCUGGCCGCCCGAUUUACGUGGCGGGAAUACAAACAAGAAUUCGCUGUCAAAAGCAAAUAUUUUAUCUAAAAAUAUUCUAAUUUUAGACCCACUGCCAAUGUAAACCCAUUUUAAAGCAGCGCAGUGCCAAUUGAAAAAUUAGUAGGUGAACAAAAAAGAAAAUGAUAUAAUAACAUGUUGUUCGGUAACACGAAUGCGAACGUGACUAUAAUUCAUCCUGUCUAGCUUUAUAUUUUACUGUACUAUUUGCUAUCUAUUUUGAUUAGGUUUAUUCAUACAAUUACGCUAUCGUGUUGUUAUCAUUGAAAAUUUGGGCUGGUUGGGUAGUCGUAUAGAGCUAUAGAUAAUAACACUUUAUAACGCCAGCUUAUGUCGGAAGGAAAUCAAGCGAAUUGCCAUGAAAAGAUUUUAGUAAAAAUAAAUAUUUAAUAAAAAUAAAAUCAAAUGUUGCCUAUAAUUCAUCUUGUAAAUCUGUAUAUACACUUCCAAUAAGUUUUUAAUGACAAUUUUUAUAACGCAAUAGACAAUAAAACUUCAUGACACUUUAUGAAGAAAUCAAAAUUACUGCUAUAAAAAGGUAAAGCAGGUUAUUAACAGAUUGUAAAAUAUAAUAAAGUUAUCUCAAAACAUUACAAAAACCAUAGUUAAGAAAUCUAGGCCGUGACAUAGAAUGUUUUAUCUACCAUAGAAAAUAACUUAGAUAUGAAUUUAUACUAUCCUUAGUUUGCUUACUUCCAAAGCAACAAUAGAGAAAAUGCAUAUUUUCUUCAACUGUUUGCAAAUUGUUUAAAGUUUAUGACUGUUUAAGAGCUUUUUAAAUUAAGCACCGACGUAAGAAUAAUAAUUAAUCACAAACGUAUUUAAGCUAACCCAUUGAUUGUUUUAGAUGGAGAACUAUUUUGUAGUCAGUAAUUGGUAAUGGAGCAGAUGUUACGUGAAAUGCUGUUAAAAUUAAUUCAUUAUUAUGUCAUUCAGUUAAUAGAGUAUAAUUUAUUGCUGCCCUACACUCGCAUAAGCGUGACUGCCCAUUCAUCGUACUUUGGAAAAAAGCGGAGCCCAAACCAAAACCAGAAACCAGAAACCAAACCAAUUGUUAAAUUGUUUUGUUAGAGCCGCUGUUCAUCUGCGGUCAAUAAAAUCAGCCACGCUCUA
Molecule: messenger RNA, 2398 nt
Organism: Drosophila ficusphila
Lineage: Eukaryota; Metazoa; Arthropoda; Insecta; Diptera; Drosophilidae
Exons: 2
Coding region: 760-978 (72 amino acids)
Source: RefSeq, a predicted model, not a curated record